Molecule: messenger RNA, 721 nt
Organism: Rhinolophus ferrumequinum (greater horseshoe bat)
Lineage: Eukaryota; Metazoa; Chordata; Mammalia; Chiroptera; Rhinolophidae
Gene: STPG4
Product: sperm-tail PG-rich repeat containing 4
Exons: 7
Coding region: 11-703 (230 amino acids)
Biological process (GO): epigenetic programing of male pronucleus
Cellular component (GO): germinal vesicle; male pronucleus; female pronucleus
Molecular function (GO): chromatin binding; histone binding
Source: RefSeq, a predicted model, not a curated record
GGUGGCCGCAAUGGAGGAGCCGGCCGUCGCCGCCCCCACCACUAAACCAAACCGGAAGACAUCAUCUUUUGAAAGAGAAGGAUGGUGGAGAAUAACAUUAACAAAUACCCCUAUCCCUGGCACUUACCACUUGAAAACUUUUCUUGAAGAAUCUCAAUUAAAUCCAGUGAGAGCAACCUACGGUUUUAAAAACGAAGGAAGGAAAAAACCACCUCUCGUGCAGCGAAACAAUCCAGUUCCAACUGACCUCCCACAGUACAUGCCUCCUGAGUUGUUGGACUUGUUGAAGAAGCAAAUGACCACUUACUCAUUUAAAGAUAAACCGCGUCCAAGCCCCAGCACACUGGUUUACAAAGAUCAGUCAAUUAGACUUACACCUGGGCAUUAUGAUCUACUCCCUGUACCAGUUCCCAAGUACGCUUCCAGGAGUUUUGUAUUUCGUUCAACAGUACAAAGAUUUCCAACUGGCUACUUCACUCCUCGUGAAGGCCCAGGCCCAGGUCAUUAUAAUGUGAAAAUACCUUCAGCAAGUUCUGUGACUUCUUCUUUUCAGUCCAGAGUACCUCGAUUCUUGCCUACCAGUUCAAAAACCCCAGGCCCGGGAGCGUACACAUCUUCGGCACAAUUCCCCAAGCAGCCCCGGACCAUCGACAAAAUGGGGCGAGAACAUACUCUUUUCUUCAACAACACAAUUGGCGUUUAAAAUAAAGCCAUCUUGGCC